Molecule: messenger RNA, 1491 nt
Organism: Linum trigynum
Lineage: Eukaryota; Viridiplantae; Streptophyta; Magnoliopsida; Malpighiales; Linaceae
Source: the annotation of a GenBank genome assembly
CUGUCAGCUCUUCCUCAUCCAAGACCCAGCUCAAUUAUUUUGUAUUUCUAGCCCUCCACCCUAAAUCCUGCCUUUGCGCCACUAUGCUUUCCUGCUUGGCUCUCUGGAUUCCUUUUCUGCACAAAAGGUGAAUCCUUUGGAGGGGGUGGUCCUUUUUCUUUCUUGGCAUAGACACCCGAGGGAUGCCAUUCUGAUAAAAUUCAUGCUGCAGUUAUCUUUCUUUCUAUCCGAGAUUGAACUAUAGUGGACUGGAUUUUUCUCUCUCAGUAUCGUUGGAGGAGUUUACCUUUCUUAUUUACUUUCUAUAAGCUGAGUAAUGACUCCAAAAUUUUAACUCUUAGUAGAACAAUAAAGUUGCUGAGAAUCAGAAAUUCUCUACCUGGCUGUACUAUUUAUAGGUCACUUCACUGACUGCUGCUUACUAUGAACACUCGUUCCUGCUACUCUGAAAAAUCAUGAAGAUCAGGUUUAUCAGGAUACCAAAAACAAGCCGAAAGCCUCGACUGAUUCUUAAGCAGCUGCCUGCAUGGACGACUCCGGAUGCUGGUCCGGACUUGCUGCUGAGUGUUCAGAGGCAUGUGGAAGCGAAGACUGUGGAGCAGCUGGAUUCAGCACAAGUCAUGCAACUAGAGAGGAACCUGCAGUCCUUGCUCGGAGAGGCCCAAGUUCGAAAGACAGAGCUGAUGAUUGAAGCUGUUACGAGCUUUCAGCAGCAGGAGAUGCCUCUCCCCCCAGAAAGCCUGCUGAUGGAAAACGAGCUCUCAGCCAUAACCAACCAGCAGAGCCAGAACCAGAACCAGCAGCACGAGCAGGAAUUGGACGCCAUUCCAAAUCCAAACCAGCAGCAACAACUUUUCCUGAUGGGGAUGCACCUAAACAACAGCAACAAAUGUGGAGGUGGAGAUUCCAACAUCGUCCCAAUCCAGCAAUUGCAGCAUCAUCAACAAAACCAGCCUUUUCUCAUGGGUAUGCAUCUGAACCACGACAACCCCUCUACCACAAAUCAUAACAACACUAACAGCAGUAUCAGCAAUGGCGGUGCUGGAUCAGGUCCUUCUGUUGCCUCUCUGCUCCAGAGGGAUGCCUUCCAGAAGGGCAUCCUUCAUUUCUUCUGACCAGACCAGAAAGAAACUGCAUGCAGAGAAAGAAGCAUGCAUCCACCCAUCAGGAAAAAAAUGAAGCUAUUUGUACUACUUUCCUAAUAGUUUCUGAGUUUUGUGACACUAGCCCCAGCAGCCCUGCACUGGGGAGUGUUCUACUAGUAAAUAAGAUGAUUUUCUGGGUAAAGAGGAGGAAAAAUAGCAGCGGUAGCUGCUUGCUGCAAUCCAUGGUCAUAUCUAGAUGUUAUUAGUAUUACAUGUGUUGUAAAAAGGUCUGCCACGUGUGCCUGACAUUGCCACGUCUCAUGUCUGAGAAAGUACCACCUUGGAACCGUGGGCUUUCAAUUAUAGUUAUGUACUAUUCUAAUCUUAAUUAAUAACAUAUAAUUAU